AAAGAAAUCCUUAACACACCACUGUUGACAGUUCAUGAGGCAUCUGUGGAGGAUCUUCUCUUGACAGAGCCAGAACCAGACCAUCCUGGGAAAUGCCGAGUCACAGGAGUCGUUCUGGGGGAUGGGAGCACCGUACAUGCUGGAAGUGUUAUCCUGACCACCGGUACAUUUCUGAGGGGUAUGAUCCUCAUCGGACUGGAGAUGCACCCAGCUGGGCGGCUAGGGGACCAGCCAGCCAUUGGGCUGGCUCAAACUCUGGAGAGAUUGGGCUUUGCGGUGGGCAGGCUGAAGACUGGGACGCCGCCCCGACUUGCCAAAGAUACGAUUGACUUCAGUGGUCUGGAAGAGCGCACAGCUGACAAUCCUCCAGUGCCGUUCAGCUUCCUCAGCGAGGCUGUGUGGAUCAAGCCAGAAGAUCAGCUGUCGUGUUACCUGACUCGCACUACCCUGAAAGCCCAAGAAAUUAUCAAUAAUAACCUCCACCUGAACAACCAUGUAAGGGAGACAACAAGGGGCCCACGGUACUGUCCCUCUCUUGAAUCAAAGAUUCUGCGCUUCCCAAACCGAGCACAUCAGGUGUGGCUGGAGCCAGAAGGUUUGGAGUCCAGUGUCAUUUACCCUCAAGGCAUGUCAAUGACACUACCACCUGAGCUCCAGGAGCAGGUGAUCAAAUCCAUCCCAGGCUUGGAAAAAGCUAAGAUUUUACAGCCAGGCUACGGGGUGCAAUAUGAUUUUUUAGAUCCUCGUCAACUCACAGCUUCUCUUGAGUCUCGUCUUGUUCAGUGCCUCUUCUUUGCAGGCCAGGUAAAUGGCACUACAGGCUAUGAAGAAGCUGCAGCUCAGGGCGUGAUUGCUGGAAUCAAUGCUUGCCUACGGGUUCAUGGCAAGCCCCCUUUCAUUGUCAGUCGCACCGAAGGCUACGUUGGUGUCCUGAUUGACGACCUUACCACUCUGGGCACCAGCGAGCCGUACCGUAUGUUCACCAGCCGUGUGGAGUUCCGCAUGUCUCUCCGGCCUGACAAUGCUGAUGCCAGGCUCACCCACAGAGGUUUUGAGGAAGCUGGGUGUGUGUCACAGCAGCGAUAUGAACAAGCAGUUAAGAUGAGAACUGCUUUAGAGGAUGGAAUUGCAACAUUAAAAUCCCUUCAGUUCAGCAUAUCCAAAUGGUCCCAGUUAAUACCAGAAGUUACCAUCAGUAGUAGUCGAAGGUCACCUGUCAGUGCCUUUGACAUCCUUCAGUAUCCGGAGGCCAACAUGGAGCUUCUGGCAAGAGCUAUCCCAGAGCCCCUGGGAAAGCUUGCUCAAUGGAGAGAACUGGCAGAGAGAUUGAAAAUAGAAGCUGCUUAUGAGUGGUGUGUAGUCAAUCAACAGCAGGAAAUAGAAGAAGUGCGUCGUGAUGAAGCCCUCCAACUGCCAGAGGACCUAGAUUACUUUGCCAUUGAUGCGUCCCUGUCCGCCGAGGUGCGGGAGAAACUGGACUCUAACCGUCCCCAGACGAUUGGUGCAGUCAGCCGCAUCCCUGGAAUUACACCAGCUGCUAUCGUUAACCUGCUAAGAUUUGUGAAAACAAAUCACCACAAGAUGGAGAAGUUAAAAGUGUUACCUCAGACUGGCAAGUAUUUACGGGGGAAAAUGUACUCCGAGAAGGCAACUUCCCAAAGACAGGUUUCAGCAGAGGUUUCUGAAGAGGAGCCAGAGAGUACCUUG
Molecule: messenger RNA, 1707 nt
Organism: Pterocles gutturalis (yellow-throated sandgrouse)
Lineage: Eukaryota; Metazoa; Chordata; Aves; Pterocliformes; Pteroclidae
Gene: MTO1
Product: mitochondrial tRNA translation optimization 1
Exons: 10
Biological process (GO): tRNA wobble uridine modification; tRNA methylation
Cellular component (GO): cytosol
Molecular function (GO): flavin adenine dinucleotide binding
Source: RefSeq, a predicted model, not a curated record